UUCACGCAGGUUAUCAUAGAAUUGAUGAAUAUAUGGACUGGUGUUCAAUUUUAGAAAAUAAUUUACAAAUUUAAAGUGUAAAAGACAAACAAUAUCUAUAUGGCCAAUGAUUUGUUGGCAUAGCAAUACGAAAUUAUUUGUGGUAGAUGAAGACAUCUAUAAGGAGGUUUAUCUACUCCUUCGAAACCCACACGACUUUACGACGUUGUGAAAAUAUUUGCUGCGACAAAAACUCAAGAAGACGGACACAAUAUUUUUAUCCGACACAUAAACUCGUAGAUAAUUGGUGACACUAAAAAAAGCGAACGUUAUUAGUUGUUUCCUUGGGACAGCCGAAAAUGUCCUCCCCCCUGGUUUUAGUGGAUUCAUUGUUACAUGAAUUCUAUGAGGCGACCACACCUAAUAACCGCAAAAGGGAAAUAGAAACUAACUUAUUGGCGUUUAAAAAUCAAACAGAUGCCUGGAAGACAUGUCUGAGUGUGAUUAGUAAUUCGUCAACAUUUGAGCAAAAUCAAUUUCUAUGGUUUUUCUGCACAUCAACGUUGGAACAUUCAAUAACAAGGCGAUGGAUGCACUUGGGCAGUUCCGAUCGAGCCACGAUACGAGAGGCGCUUUGGCGUACCUAUGUCAAUUUGCCCACAAUGACGACCAUGAAAAGGCAACGAGACACAUAUGCUCAAUUAAUCGCCUUGAUGGGGAAACGUGAAUUUCCCGAUGAGGAUCCCAACUAUAUAAUGCAUUGCAUUACACUGAUUAAGUCGAAUUUUGUUUUGGGCAUCUGUUUAUUGCGCACUACAUCCGAAGAAGUUGUUAGCAGUCGAGAAGAUGUCAGCACAGAUCGAAAGCAGUAUUUUCAUUCCUGUAUUUCACUUUGUAUGCCUGAAAUUAUGGAUCUAUUAACAAAAUAUUUACUAAUUGCUGUGUGUCAUAUAAAUGGCAAAGACGUUCAUUCCAUAUCAAAUACUCUCAUGGAUUAUAGUUUAGUAUCAUCGCUGCCAAAUGACAAUCAAUUAAGUUCCUCUGUGUUAGAACUCCUAAUAUGUAUCCAACAUAUGGUCUCAUGGACACGCACUGAAUUAAUAUCGGAAUAUUUCCUUAUGUCCAUAUUGGAUUUAUCACAGUGGCGUUCGGCACAUCAAGACUUGUCUUUGGGUGGUCUAUCCGUUUUAAAUGAACUUUUGUAUUUGCAAAAAUCAUUGCCAUGCAGUGUGACGCUUAUGAAUGGAGUUAAUGUGCUUUUGGAACAACACAAUACAUCUAAACAGCAAAGUGAAAUGUAUAUUGACAAAUUUCGUGAGUUACUGCGUUUGUAUGCUGUAAAAUAUUGGCAGAAAAUGCUGCAGGAAUCAUCAGUAUUGGAAGUAUUUCUAAAGUCAUUGUACACUUGCACUAUAUGCGAAAAUGGGGCAUAUGAUUUCACCGAAAAACUUGAAAUUUGGACACCCAUUAUCAAGGGAUUAACGAUGCAUGCAAAAUUAAAUCGUUAUACUGAUAUCAUUCAUCAAUUAGUUGCUGAAAUAAUGCGGCGUACACAAUUUGAAUACAACAAGACUGAAUUGGAAUUACUUGAUAACGAACUGAUGGAAGAUAAUACUCAGACGGAGUGGCAACAAUAUCUAACACAAUGUAUUGAAUGUAUUGCCCUGGUUGCUGAGUCGCGUCCAAAUGCCGUAUUCGCACAAGUAUUUAGUCAUUGGUCUCGUCCACAUGUUCAACUUCAGUCUUUGCAGAAUGAUAUUGAUUGUGGCAAAACGUUUGAAGUGGUACGCAGGUUAAAGUCGCAAAUGUUUCCAGAACAUUUGAGAGACUUUGCCACAGUUUGCCAAGCAGUUGUGAGGAUUGCCCCAUUAAUGGACACAAAUAUAGUGACUGAUGCUUCUUCGGAAGUUAACUGCCAUUUAAAUGUAUUAGCGGAAAAUUUGCUAACAACAUUGAAAUUUUUUACCAGCAAUAAACUGAAUACCAUAGAUGUUGAUCGCUCAACAUUUCAGACUGAUUAUGAUUACCUUUAUGCUCAAGUUCUAAUGGCCAUACGUAGCAUUUUACCAUUAAGUCAAUCAUUGAAAUCUGACCAUAUGCUAUUGCAACUGUUCGAAUCGUUGGGCAGCAUAUUUCAACCGAACACUAUUAUGGGAUCCUCACCUCUUAUCUAUAUGUCAGCCAGUCAAUUGCUGUUAUGUAUAUCAUCUGUGAUACGUCCAAAAUGUCUAUUGGAUAUACCCACAAUUGUAAAUCUUAUGCAAUCGGGUCCUCGUCUCUCGCAUUUACCACGUCAAGCUAUUGCUAACAUAUAUAUAAGUCUCAUUAGUUAUCUUGUGCUGCCUUGGAAGAAUGUCGACGAACAGCAACAGGAUUAUUCAAGGCGUUGUCAAAUUCUAAGGGAGUAUACAGGAUGUUUAGCUCAGAGUUUUCUAGAGCUUGACUUGAACUCGGUUUCAGCAGCCAGCGGUGAAGCGAAAGUAUCCUCCAUAUCGCUAAGCUUGCUGGUCACCUUUAGCCUAGUAAUUGAAUUUUUUAAAGACUCACCCAAUACCACAAAAGACAUGUUGGCCUCAACUUUUAAGCCUAUUAUAACGAAAGCUUUAGUGAUUUAUAAUGCAUUUGGUCAGAGCAGCAAUGCCAUAGCCAUUACUGUUGCUGAGUUUAGUUUAAGUGUGCUACGUACAUUACAAAGUCAACUCGGCUCGCAAUUUAUUAAGGAAAUGAUAACUCUCUUCAUAAGCGUUAAUAGCAGAGAACAAUUAACCAUAAGUAGAGUUGCUGUUAUUGAAAAAAUUCUACAAAUGUUCCAGCUAAUAGUCCAGCAACCUGGUAAUGCUUCAUUGAUCAUGUUGCCCUCAAUUCUAGACUUCACUUUCGAACAGAUAAUGCCCAUGAUACAAAUGGAUAAUAGUAUAGCCGACACCACGGAUUUAACCAGUGUUGUCUACUCAUUGUUUGACAGCAUAUUAACUUGUAAAUGGCAGUAUUUCUACAAGUCAUAUGUGCAACCAAAUGGUAUAUUGCAACAACAAAAUGGCAAUACCAACAGUACAAAUGUAUCAAUGAAUCCCAGCGAUAAUUUACAUCCAGAACAUUUUAUUGCCUUAAUGAAUGCUUAUGGACAAAUACUAGUCACUGGCAAUGAUCCAAAUAUAGUGCGCACCGUUCUAAUGUCCAUGCAAAGUGUACACGAGAAAUGGCGUUUGUAUCAGAGGCCAUUAUUUAAGGAGACCUUAUUGAGCUCUUUUCUGAGUGCUUUAAUAAACGUUCUUUUGUCUGGCGAAGGGGCGCUACAUUUUGAUAUAUUAGCCAGUGCUUUGUUUGCCAUGUCUCAGGUGGAUGCCUUAAAAAUGCGCGAAAGUUUUGCCAAUGCCGGCCUACCGAUAAAUAUGAAAUUAAUUGAUGAAAUUUGCUUAACUACGGACAUUCCAACAUUUUCACAAAAACUAACUCAACUGAUACAAGAUGCCCAUUGUGUGCAUUUAUCGCAAACAUAAAAAUGCAUCAUAACACAAAUACAUAUGUAGAGAUAUAUACUAUAUUUAUAAGAAUUAAAAAUAAAUUAUUUGUUUUAUUUUUAAAAAGAGAAAACAAACAUAAACGAUAGUUACACACCAUCCAUUGUAGUCGUCAUCAUCAUCAUGAUCACACCCAUCUAAGCUUAAGUAAAUCUAUUGUCUCGUAUAAACCGAGUGUGCUACGACAUGCUCGUUCGUAGGUACGUACGAGAGAGUUUUUAUAUAAUUAUUGUGUAGCAUUUUUAUAAAUAUAUACUAUAUACUUAUAAUUAUAAUAAAAUAAAAAAAUACAAAUCAAUUUUAGCAGUUAGGAAACUUAAGAUA
This is a messenger RNA of Stomoxys calcitrans (stable fly), 3824 nucleotides long. RefSeq names its product exportin-6 (gene ebo). The transcript has 11 exons. The coding region runs from base 339 to 3479 and encodes 1046 amino acids. Gene Ontology annotation, molecular function: small GTPase binding; nuclear export signal receptor activity. Lineage: Eukaryota; Metazoa; Arthropoda; Insecta; Diptera; Muscidae. Gene Ontology annotation, biological process: protein export from nucleus. The record is from RefSeq and is a predicted model, not a curated record.